AGAGAAGCCUGCAUCAGUGUGAGCGGGUGGAGGAGGAGGUGCUGCUGGUGGUGGGGAAGCUGCCGGUACUGUGAGGACUGGGCUGGUCGUGCAGCUGACUGGAUGUUGACGCGCAUCUCCGCUCAGUCUCAUGAUUUGAUCACCGGCAGCCUGAGGAGGACCGAGAGCGCACCGAGCCGCGGCGUCUGCACCAUGCAUCAUCCGUCUUCUACGCGACUGUACCCGUCGAUGCGCCACGUUUCGCCAGCUCCAGCCCCGACCACGGCAACAUAAAAGCUGCGGCUUCCUAUCGGGAAUGACAAGGCUCCCAAGAUGGUUCGCAUCGCCAAGGCCCUGGGCUUGUUUAUCCUGAGCGUCGUGGUGCUCAUCCUGUCGCUCAUCAGCUACGUGUCUCUGAGGAAAGACAGCCUCUUCGGCUCCGGGAGAUAUUACUCCGGAGGUCCGCGGAUUAUGUUUCAUGCAGGCUUUAGGUCUCAGUUUGCCAUGAAUUUCCUGGACCCUUCCUUCAUCCCACUGACAAACGCCUUGAAUGAGGAGCUUCAAGGAAAACCAUUCAAAUGGAAGUUCAACAGGACAGCAUUUUACAAGCAAAGGAAAGAAAUCUUCAACUACAUCGACAUUCCCCACAACUUCUCCCUCACGAAGGACAGUGUGCGCGUGGGCCAGCUGAUGCACUUUGACUACUCCAGCCACAAGUACGUCUUCUCCAUCAGCAACAACUUCAAGUCUUUACUCCCUGACGCUUCCCCCAUCCGCAACAAGCACUACAGUACAUGUGCAGUGGUGGGAAACAGCGGCAUCCUGACUGGGAGCCACUGCGGCCCCGAGAUCGACCAAGCCGACUUUGUCUUCCGCUGCAAUUUUGCUCCCACUGAGAUCUACUUCAAAGACGUAGGCAAGAAGACCAAUCUGACCACGUUUAACCCCAGCAUCCUGGAGAGGUACUACAACAACCUGCUGACCAUUCAGGACAGGAAUAACUUCUUCCUGAACCUGAAGAAGCUGGAGGGAGCCAUCCUCUGGAUCCCCGCCUUCUUCCUUCACACCUCCGCCACAGUAACCCGAACCCUGGUGGACUUCUUUGUGGAGCACAAGGGUCAGCUGAAGAUCGAACUGGCCUGGCCAGGAAAUAUCAUGCAUGAUGUCAACAAAUACUGGAAAACUAAGAACCUCUCUCCCAAGCGUCUGAGCACGGGGAUCCUCAUGUACACGCUGGCCUCCGCCAUGUGCGAUGAAAUCCACCUCUACGGCUUCUGGCCGUUCGGAUGGGACCCCAACACAGGCAAGGAGUUGCCGUACCAUUACUAUGACAAGAAAGGGACCAAGUUUACCACGAAGUGGCAGGAGACGCAUCAGCUGCCCAGCGAAUUCAAGCUGCUGUACAAGCUGCACAGGGAAGGCGUGAUCAAACUCAGCCUAACACACUGCGCAUAGACGUACGAGUGCCAGAUCGUCUCACACAUCACUCUGGAAACCACGACCCAUAGAUAGCAACCCAUUCCCAACAUUUGUUGUGUGACACAUAAGCAUGAUAGAUGGCAAUUGAUUUUUAAUCUGUAGACACACUCAGUUUAUUUUAUCUUGAUAAUGACCAUCUUUCUGGGUGUGUAGAUCACACAAAUGUUCAAUAUGUUGUCGUGCUAAGUAGAACUGUCAUGCUUCUAUGAUUGUCUUUUGCAUGACUCCUUACUAUAGCGUGACCAUUUGACAAGAAUAAACAUCCCUUCCAGCUGUAAAGUCAAAUCUUCCAGUUCUGAUUAAUGCAAAUGAUUCACCUUUAAAACAGUGUGCUGAUUAUUUACACUGAAAUCACUGCCUAAUCUCAGGGAUUGAGUUAGAUCAGUGUUUUUUCUAAUCAGAUUUUAUGCCUCAAGAGUGGUACAGUUCUUCUUUUCAGGAUUUUAUCCCCAUGAUUUAUCAGACAAUCUGCACUGCUCUCUAAGAUGGUAUUGUUUACAAGAUUGUCACUAUAAAUAUCUUCAUGUUUGUCAUUUAAUUUCUAUUGAUAGUGCCACUAUCAACCUUAAAUUAUGUUGCAAUGCUUCACUUAUUUUUUCUUACAACUAACAUUCCAACAAUAAGCCAUAAAUUCAUAAACAGACAAUAUCUAUUACCAUUUAUUGCAGAUAUAGGUGUCAGCCUACGUUUUAUACUUGGACUAAAGAUAUUCCACCAAAACGGGAAGCAUUUAAAGUCACAGAGCAUUCACUUUCCAAAAUUAAAUAUGCUGUUUAAUAAACUGACAUGAGACAUGAGUUCAGUUGUACAGUUACAGAAAAAAAAUGUUAGUAGAAAAUAAGUGAACGCUAAGUGGAUGAUUGUUUUCAUUCAGUAUUUCACGGAAUAUGUUACUCAAAUUUAAUUGCUAUAACAAUAUACAACAAAUACAGUCUUCAUACUAGUUUUAGUCGGUUAACAUUCAUGUUUUACUUUUAUAAUUAGCCUGGAUUUAAAAAAAUAUAUUGAUUGAUAAUUAUUGAACUCAAAUAAGUUACAAAAUGGUUUCUUCAAAUGUUUGAAGAUUGAGAACUUUUAACCUGAAAGAGCCCGUUUUUGUAUUUCCCUCUUAUUUUCAGCUAACAUCUGAGCUAAAUUUUUAGUUAAAUGCUUUAAUUAUAUUUUAAAUCUUAACUGCAUUUUAAAUUUUUAAUCACUGCUUGACAAUCAAGCGAUUCACAUUCAAAACUGCUGAAUGUGACAAAAUGUUUGUCAUCCAUUCGUUAAUGACUGAAAAACUCACAUUGUUCACUGAAAUAACUUAAAACUGACAGAAGUAUGAAUAAAACAAUAUUGGACAUUAACCAGUAAAAAUCAAACAUUGCUUCUGAAAUGUGAUUUAACAGAAUCAGCUGGAAAAAAACACAAAAACUAAUGUGAAAUGAGCAAAAUAUUAAGUUAUAAGUACCAUCAUUUCAGGCCUGUUUCAUUAUUAUUAUUUUUAUUUAUUUAUUUUUAAGACUUUGUUAAACCACAAUUCAAAUUCAAUGUAGGAUUCUCAUUGGUUAAUUUUCAGUAAAUUUUUAUUUAUUAUCAGUUCUGCCCGUUUUAACUUGUUUCAGUGACUAUUGUGGACUUUUUGGUCAUUAACAGACGGGGAACAACAGUUUUCUCCACGUAUGUAAAUGGCGCGAGCAAUGGGAGGGAAUAUGUAUGCUUUGGAUAAAAUUGUGUGAAGUAAACAAUCUAGAGGUUUAACAUGAAUUAAAUUUAAAUAUAUUAAAGAAGAUACAAAACUUUUUUUAACUGCAAAAAUGCUGUUUCACUACAGAAGCCUAUCUGGGACAUUUCCAACCUGAAAUGAAUGAAUUUUAUGUGACUUGCUGCAUUUUGACUAAACGCAUGAGGAUUCAAUUUACUAACAUUGCAUGGAAAGCCAACAUAUAUUUGGGCUAGUUUUAUAAAAACCUUUUUGCAGAUUGUUUGAGGGUAAAUUUAGAAUUUUGAAGUCAUUUAUAUUCCUAAUUGUAUAAUCCAUAAUCAAAAUCUUUCUAUGAGACUAACUAGAGCAAACCUAUUGCUAUAAAGCGGUGUGGACCAAAAUCGCGACAUAAAAUACAAGAGAUUUUUUUAUUUUAAAAUGUUAUCUGAAAUAAUCCACCAAAUCCAACAUGAAACAGGGAAAGAACCCAAACAGUAAAAGUUUACCACGUAAUUUUAGGCUUCAACUUUGGCUGAUGUUCAAUACACAGAGCAACUCAUUCAGGUUUAAAUUGUUUUAGUGUUUCAUCGCCACCCUGUCACAGAAGUUUUAUUAAUUUGUCUAAGUUUCACAUUGACAUAAACAGUUAUAUGAACUGUCGUUACUGUCUCUCCUUAAAGCCAAAAACAUUACUGUGGAUAAAUAUUUGACCUCAUAUAGGUUUUUGUUUUGUUUUUCUUUUUGGGCACACUUAAAUGUUUCAGAUCAUAAGACAAUUUUUUAAUUGAAGAUCAUGUUGGUUGAGAAAAAAUUAUGCUUUUAUGUAAUGAAUGAAAACAGGAUAUACUGUAAACAAACCUUUCUCAAUGUGAAAAUGUAAUUUCACACUGAUAUAGUUAUUAGGUUAUUAGAUAUAGGUGCAAUUCUCAAUGUUUCAUUUUUUACAUUUCUGAGGGUCUGUCCAGCUUUUUGUUUUAUUAAUGAAUUUAGCAACAACUUUAUAUAAAAAGAAGUUUCUUAUGAGGUUGUCUGAUAGACAUUUAGUGUUUCUGGAACAUAUUUGUGUGUUCAAAAUAGUAAAAACAAACAAAAUUUGACAGUAAACACUUCUUCAUACCUCUCACUGCACAUGAAACAACACAUUUGCAGUUUGUCAUAUGGACUCUUACUUGAUAUCAUAGAUGUAUAGGAAUAAUUUAUGUGGUUCAUUUAUAAAGGGACUGACACUCAUUUUUGAUUUUGUAUGCUGCAUAAAAUCAAGCACUAGGUAAGAUUUAAAGUUUUUUUUUCUUUAAUAUUGAUGUUAAAUUUUUUUUUUUCUUCCUGCUAAAUAAUGAUGUGGUAUGGCUCCAUGAAUGUCCUUCAUUUGGACGGAUAUCUUUGAAAUAUCUCCUGGUUCUGAGAUGAAUUGUGGACGGUACAAAUUCAUGUCAAAUGCCGGUACAUAGAAUGUGUGUAAAUUUAGCCAUUAUAAUAAAAUCUAUAAGGCUUGUAAUGCCAGUUAAUGUAAAAGCCAGAAUAACAGUAUAUUGCUUUUUGUGCAUUAAAUGAACUGACACUGACAUGUAUCGCAUAAUGUAUUUUUAUUUUGAAAUGCAUCACUACACAUAGUCUGUCCCAACUCCCCUUUAAGAGUCAUGGACUUGUGUUUUCUCUGCACGGCAUCUUCGUUUCAUGAUGCAUAUGGAAGCUUGGCUGCUUGUGUACAUGCCAUAAACAAUGUACUGGACUGUGGUAUCUGGUUUGUUUGAAAAAAGAAAAAAAACAAUGGUUCUUAAACUGUCAUAAAUGUUUUAAUUAUACUCCAUGAUAAAUAGCCAUUAUGUGCCUGUGAAAUUCCUUCCAUUAAUGUUCCAGCGUGUCAAUAAAAAGCGCUUUUCUCAGUUCA
Messenger RNA from Xiphophorus hellerii (green swordtail), 5027 nucleotides. Its product is annotated as sia-alpha-2,3-Gal-beta-1,4-GlcNAc-R:alpha 2,8-sialyltransferase-like. Gene Ontology annotation, biological process: N-glycan processing; oligosaccharide metabolic process. The transcript has 4 exons. The record is from RefSeq and is a predicted model, not a curated record. Gene Ontology annotation, molecular function: alpha-N-acetylneuraminate alpha-2,8-sialyltransferase activity. Lineage: Eukaryota; Metazoa; Chordata; Actinopteri; Cyprinodontiformes; Poeciliidae. Bases 313 to 1434 code for a protein of 373 amino acids.